Molecule: messenger RNA, 612 nt
Organism: Hippocampus zosterae (dwarf seahorse)
Lineage: Eukaryota; Metazoa; Chordata; Actinopteri; Syngnathiformes; Syngnathidae
Gene: phpt1
Product: phosphohistidine phosphatase 1
Exons: 3
Coding region: 182-568 (128 amino acids)
Biological process (GO): peptidyl-histidine dephosphorylation
Cellular component (GO): cytosol
Molecular function (GO): protein histidine phosphatase activity
Source: RefSeq, a predicted model, not a curated record
ACGGUAAACCAGAAGUAGUUUGAAGAUACGGAAGUGACCUGCUACAAAACACUUUUUGUAGUCAUGCAUGGAAUCGCAAUACUUUAGUUUUGCACCAGCCGAAACUAAUUUUUCAAUUACAAUAGUAACCUAGAAAAUUGCUAAUUUACUUGCCCUCGUAGCUGUCAAGUUGUGUGUGGACAUGUGCACACAAACUAAAGCUGCUGCCCGCAUGGUAAAUAUCCCGCAGGCAGACAUCGAUCCCUCCGGUGUAUUUAAGUACGUCCUCAUCAGAGUCCACAGCAAAGAGAUAGGAGACGACACAGAAGUAGACAUAGUCCGUGGAUAUGGCUGGGCCGAGUACCACGCCGAUAUCUACGAGAAGGUUUCUGAGGAGUUGGAAAGGGAUGGACUCUUGGACUGUGAAUGCGUCGGAGGUGGAAGGAUCAGACAUGAUGCCCAAGCGAAGAAGAUCCAUGUUUACGGCUACUCUAUGGGGUUCGGAAGAGCAAACCACGCAAUAGCCACUGAGAAACUGAAGGUUCGGUACCCGGACUAUGAGGUGACCUGGGAUAACGAAGGAUACUGAUUGAAACUAUCGCGCACAUUUCAUAGACAUCAUCAUUAAAGACC